Molecule: messenger RNA, 2524 nt
Organism: Oryza sativa Japonica Group (Japanese rice)
Lineage: Eukaryota; Viridiplantae; Streptophyta; Magnoliopsida; Poales; Poaceae
Source: RefSeq, a predicted model, not a curated record
CUCCAUUCCCCUCCAAGAAGAGCCGCACCAUCCAGUGCAGUAGUACACUAGCUCUUCUUCACAACAGCUAAUCGAGUAGCUAGAACCAUUAUAUACUCUUCUCUCGACGCUUUCUGUGCUAGGUUAACCGAUCCAUCUUCUGGUACUGAAAUGGAGUGCGAGAACGGCCGCGUUUCUGCCAAUGGCAUGAGUGGUCUCUGCGUCGCGGCGCCCCGCGCCGACCCGCUGAACUGGGGGAAGGCCACGGAGGAGAUGACGGGGAGCCACCUCGACGAGGUGAAGAGGAUGGUGGCGGAGUACCGCCAGCCUCUGGUCAAGAUCGAGGGCGCUAGCCUGAGGAUCGCGCAGGUCGCCGCGGUGGCCGCGGCCGGCGAGGCCAGGGUGGAGCUCGACGAGUCGGCCCGCGAGCGCGUCAAGGCCAGCAGCGACUGGGUGAUGAACAGCAUGAUGAACGGCACGGACAGCUACGGUGUCACCACCGGUUUCGGCGCCACGUCCCACAGGAGGACCAAGGAGGGUGGUGCUCUGCAAAGAGAGCUCAUCAGAUUCCUCAAUGCCGGCGCGUUCGGCACUGGCACCGACGGUCAUGUUUUGCCGGCGGAGGCAACCCGCGCGGCAAUGCUCGUCCGCAUCAACACACUCCUCCAGGGAUACUCCGGCAUCCGGUUCGAGAUCCUCGAGGCGAUCGCCAAGCUGCUCAACGCGAACGUCACACCGUGCCUGCCGCUCCGGGGCACGAUCACCGCCUCCGGUGACCUCGUCCCGCUGUCCUACAUUGCCGGCCUUGUCACUGGGCGCGAGAACGCCGUGGCGGUUGCACCAGAUGGCAGCAAGGUGAACGCCGCUGAGGCGUUCAAGAUUGCUGGCAUCCAGGGCGGCUUCUUCGAGCUGCAGCCCAAGGAAGGCCUUGCCAUGGUCAAUGGCACUGCCGUGGGCUCUGGCCUUGCAUCGACCGUGCUCUUUGAGGCUAACAUUCUUGCCAUCCUCGCCGAGGUCCUCUCGGCCGUGUUCUGCGAGGUGAUGAACGGCAAGCCGGAGUACACCGACCACCUGACUCACAAGCUCAAGCACCAUCCAGGACAGAUCGAGGCCGCCGCCAUCAUGGAGCACAUCUUGGAGGGAAGCUCCUACAUGAAGCAUGCCAAGAAGCUUGGUGAGCUCGACCCACUGAUGAAGCCGAAGCAAGACCGGUACGCGCUCCGGACAUCCCCACAGUGGCUCGGCCCUCAAAUUGAGGUUAUCCGCGCCGCCACCAAGUCCAUCGAGCGUGAGAUCAACUCCGUGAACGACAACCCGCUCAUCGACGUCUCCCGCGGCAAGGCGCUGCACGGUGGCAACUUCCAGGGCACGCCCAUCGGCGUGUCCAUGGACAACACCCGCCUCGCCAUCGCUGCCAUCGGCAAGCUCAUGUUCGCGCAGUUCUCGGAGCUCGUGAACGACUUCUACAACAACGGCCUGCCAUCCAACCUGUCUGGCGGUCGCAACCCGAGCUUGGACUACGGGUUCAAGGGCGCCGAGAUCGCCAUGGCCUCCUACUGCUCCGAGCUGCAGUUCUUGGGCAACCCAGUGACCAACCACGUCCAGAGCGCCGAGCAGCACAACCAGGACGUCAACUCUCUUGGACUCAUCUCCUCCAGGAAGACCGACGAGGCAAUCGACAUCCUGAAGCUCAUGUCCUCCACGUUCUUGAUCGCCCUCUGCCAGGCCGUCGACCUGCGGCACAUCGAGGAGAACGUCAAGAGCGCCGUCAAGAGCUGCGUCAUGACGGUGGCCAAGAAGACACUCAGCACCAACUCCACCGGCGAUCUCCACGUCGCACGCUUCUGCGAGAAGGACCUGCUCAAGGAGAUCGACCGCGAGGCGGUGUUCGCGUACGCGGACGACCCGUGCAGCCACAACUACCCGCUGAUGAAGAAGCUGCGCAACGUGCUCGUGGAGCGCGCCCUCGCCAACGGCGCGGCCGAGUUCAACGCCGACACCUCGGUGUUCGCCAAGGUCGCGCAGUUCGAGGAGGAGCUGCGCGCGACUCUGCCAGGUGCGAUCGAGGCCGCACGUGCGGCUGUGGAGAACGGCACGGCGGCGAUUCCCAGCAGAAUCACCGAGUGCAGGUCGUAUCCGCUCUACCGGUUCGUGCGCGAGGAGCUCGGAACAAAGUACCUGACCGGCGAGAAGACACGAUCGCCUGGCGAGGAGCUGAACAAGGUUCUUGUGGCUAUCAACGAAGGCAAGCACAUCGACCCGUUGCUCGAGUGCCUCAAGGAGUGGAACGGCGAGCCCCUGCCAAUCUGCUGAACUAGUGAACCGAUUAGCUGAAUAACAGUGGAGUGUGGAGGCGUGCGGUGUUGUUUUUAUCUGGUGAAUAUUUUAUUUUUACACUUAUCUUUGUGUUACUCAAAAGAAUUCUUCGUUGCAUAGCGGCAAGCAUGCAACAGCAAAACUUGGUACGAGUGGCAGGUUUCAAAAGCAACUAGUGUUGUAACAUAUAAGUUUUGGAUAUCAGAGUGUUGCAAAUCAUUAAUUUUCA